AGGAGCACCAUGGCGACCGGAGCGCGCCGAACACCCUCCUUACAUUCCGCGCCCUCGGCGUCGACACGCUUGACGUUUUGUGGCUAGCUGAGUACCUCGGGAGCUCGGUUACUCUCGGUCGUAGUAAACAGCCACUGUACGCAUACAAACAAAAGGAUGUUUUGAUUUGAUUGCCAUCUUGCUCCUCGAUGCUAGCUCGCUAGCUAGUUCGCCGUUAGCGUGUGGCGCUCGAGUGUGCUGUUGUUAGCAGAAGCUAGUUAGCUAGCAGGCUAAUAUUUUUAGCACCGGGUAGAGAAACUCGGACCGCCCUUGUCAACGUCAAGCUGGAGACCAGCUAAAAGUGAUACGAACAUGGCUGCAUUGUCUAUCCAGGGCCUGUACUUCGUCGUCACCCUGUUCCUGAGCAGUUUCUUCGGCAGCGUCUUCAUGCUGGGCCCGGUGCUCCCUGUCAUGAUUCUCUCGCCCGCCUGGUACCGCUGGCUCACGGACCGCAUCGUGGCCACUUGGCUGACGCUGCCAGUGGCACUGUUAGAGGUGGUCUUCGGCGUGAAGGUGGUGAUAACGGGCGAUGGCUUCGUUCCCGGGGAGCGUAGCGUGAUCAUAAUGAACCAUCGCACGCGUCUCGACUGGAUGUUCCUCUGGUGCUGCCUGCUGAGGUACAGCUACCUCCGUCUGGAGAAGAUCUGCCUGAAGGCUGCCCUCAAGGCUGUGCCAGGCUUUGGCUGGGCAAUGCAGGUGGCUGCGUUCAUCUUUAUCCAUCGAAAGUGGGAAGAGGAUCGGCGCCACAUGGCCAACAUGCUGGAGUACUUCUGUGAUAUCAGGGAGCCAGUACAACUACUCCUCUUUCCUGAAGGCACUGACCUUACUGACAACUCCCGUGCCCGGAGUGACAAGUUCGCAGAUGAGAACGGCCUCCCUCGCUACGAGUAUGUCCUCCACCCGCGCACCACUGGCUUCACCUUCAUCGUGGACACCCUCCGGAAAGGCGACAAUCUGGACGCGGUCCAUGACAUCACCGUGGCCUACCCGGAGAACAUCCCGCAGACGGAGCGCCACCUGCUGUCCGGCUCCUUCCCGCGCGAGAUCCACUUCCACGUGCAGCGCCACGCAGUAGCCUCAUUACCCCGCCAGCCCGAGCUCCUGGAGGCGUGGUGUCGCGAGCGUUGGGCGGAGAAGGAGCAACGCCUACGGACGUUCUACGCGGCCCGGCCGCCUGCCUUUGCUGCACCCGAGGCUCGCGUGCCACCCUGCAAGAGCGAAUGGCGCGUGGCGCUGGUCAAGACCGCCUCGCUGUGCUACUGGACCGCCUUCAUCGCCCUGAGCACCGCUGGCCUCUGGUUCUGGGCCCCGCUGCGCUACUACUUCCUGUUCAUGGUGGUCUUCUUCCUGGGUCAGCAGAAGGCGAUGGGAGGGUUGGAGCUGAUCGAGCUGGCCUGCCAUCGGCGGCGGAGGGGCGGGGCGAUAGGCGGAGCUAGCAGCAAGGAGGAGUGAGAAGAGACCCGGUGAAUGUGGACGC
Molecule: messenger RNA, 1516 nt
Organism: Electrophorus electricus (electric eel)
Lineage: Eukaryota; Metazoa; Chordata; Actinopteri; Gymnotiformes; Gymnotidae
Gene: lclat1
Product: lysocardiolipin acyltransferase 1
Biological process (GO): phosphatidylinositol acyl-chain remodeling
Cellular component (GO): endomembrane system; endoplasmic reticulum
Molecular function (GO): acyltransferase activity
Source: RefSeq, a predicted model, not a curated record